GGCUGACUGGCUGCGUGGGGAGCCGGAGUGGGCGCAGUGGAGGACUUUCCUAUAAAAGCAGGGAUCCCGCGGACAGACGAGCUCGUCUCUCUCAGUCACCGGCGGACGCGAGCCAAGAAUCCCGGCGAAAGGCUGCUUUACUCGUCCCGUCACAGUUGGGAACAUCAUCUCAACCCCAUCCAAAGGAAUUCCUGGUCUAUGGUUCUGACUGACGCUCCGACAAGGAUGUCCCGGACCGACGAGGUGCACCGUAUAACCGAGAAUGUGUACAAGUCCAUCAUGGAGCAGUUCAACCCCUGCUUGCGGAACUUCAUAGCCAUGGGAAAAAGCUACGAGAAGGCACUCACCAGUGUCACAUAUGCUGCAAAGGGCUACUUCGACGCUCUGGUGCGGAUGGGCGAGAUGGCCAGCGAAAGUCAAGGCUCUAAGGAUCUUGGGGAGGUGCUCUUUCAGAUGGCUGAAGUGCACAGACAGAUCCAGAUCCAGCUUGAAGAGAUGCUCAAGUCUUUCCACAACGAGCUGCUCACAGAGCUGGAGAAGAAGGUCGAGCUGGAUGCACGCUACCUGAAUGCUGCGCUGAAAAAGUACCAGAUGGAGCACAAGAGCAAAGGGGAGAGUCUGGAGAAGUGCCAGGCAGAGCUGAAGAAACUGCGCAGGAAGAGCCAGGGCAGCAAACACCCCUCCAAGUAUGGAGACAAGGAGAUGCAGUAUGUGGAGGCCAUCAGCAAUAAGCAGAGCGAGCUGGACAGCUACAUCGCUGAGGGCUACAAGAACGCUCUGUCCGAGGAGAGGAGGAGGUACUGCUUCCUGGUGGACCGUCAGUGCGCUGUGGCCAAGAACAGCAGUGCCUACCACAUCAAGGGGAAGGACCUUUUAUCCCAGAAGAUCCCAGUGUGGCAGCAGGCGUGUGCCGAGCCCAACAAACUGCCAGAUCGUGCCAUGUUUCUGGCCCAGCAGAUGAGCGGCGCAGCGGGCCCCAUGACUCCCAGUGCUCAUCAUCCAGGCAUGCCGAUCUCUGAGCCCAUCCCUGGUGCUAAACCCCUGCCAGUACCUCCAGAACUGGCAGCCCUCAGGGCCAGUGGGGGUAUGGGACAGCAGAGGCUGAUGGGAGGCGUGGAAGGAGGAAUGCCGGUGAUGAACGGCACGGCCGGCGCCCACGGAGGAGAAGACUACCAGCAGUGGAUGGAGGGCAAGGUGGCCCAGGGCAAGGCCUCGCCCCAGAUCCAGCGGCACGGAGGGGAGGUCUACUCCAACACCCUGCCUGUGCGCAAGGCCGCACCAGCCAAGAGCAAGACCAUGCUGACGGAGACCCGUACGCUGCCCCGGUCCAGCUCCAUGGCUGCAGGGCUGGAGAGAAACGGGAGAACUCGUGUCCAGGCCAUCUUCUCCCAUGCAGCCGGUGACAACAGUACCCUGCUCAGCUUCUCUGAGGGCGAUGUAAUAACCCUGCUGGUCCCCGAGGCCCGCGAUGGGUGGCACUAUGGGGAGAAUGAGAAGACGAGGAUGCGGGGCUGGUUUCCGUUCUCCUACACGAGGGUGAUCUCUGACAGUGACGGUGACUCCAUGAGGCAACUUCGAGUACACAACCUCCACCACGGGAAGAGCAGCAGCACAGGCAACCUUCUAGAGAGAGAAGACAUGGCUCUCCCUGUCCCUGAUUACGGCAUCCACUCCCGUAUGGCAGCACAGAGCGCCGCUGCGCUGCAUGGCAGACAACAACGACCCUACAGUGUGGCGGUGCCAGGCUUCGCCCAGCAAGGACUUGAGGAGUACGAGGCCCGCUUCCCCACAAGUUCCACAGAGGGCAAAUUGAUUUCGACAGUGUGAGGACAGACAGACAAACAGGCACAGACUCAGCCAGACGAUGCGAUAGGACAGGCACCUCGCUGCCCCUCAACCAAACCCUCCCCUCAUCCUUAGCCCCUCUUUUCUGCCUUCCUACCUCCUGCCUACGGCAAUAAACUCUUUCUCAAGCUGAUCAAUGCAAGGAAAAGGCUUGAGUCUGUAUCGUUUCCCCUCUCUACCCCCCAUUUCCCCUCAAUCCUGCCCCUUGCUGUCUAAUUGGCCGGUAGCCACACCGGGCCACUGGUGCACAGCCACACAAAGCCAAACCAGAACAAAAUGGACUCUGUGCCGUCCGAAUAUUCAAAAUCAAUGUGAUGGACAUUUUCUCUGAGGAAAAUGUAUCUUUUGCUUGUCUUUCAUGCAUGUACAUUUCUUUUAUAUAUCGCCAGGGGUUUAUCCUUCCCCACGGGAGGAACCUGAUUUUCAGAAAUGUCAGUGCUCUCCAUCAGAAUGACAAUGUAAAGGAAAUGUGAAUCAGGGUGUACAACUAAAGUUGUUGAUCCCAAAGAGGAUUUUCAUAAUGUGAACACAACAUUACAAUCAAUACUCUUACUGGGUCUUUCAGUAUUUAACAAUAAUUUCACCUUUUCAUGCUGUGAGGUUUUGUAUUCCUCUGAGGUAAGAGGCUAUGUAUCACGAGUAGUGAACAGCUAAUGUAAAUGUUUUAACUUGUGCAAUGGACACGAUGUGAUGGGAAUGUGUACUGUACAUAAAUGUGCCAUACAGAAGUGCUUGUCAUACAGUAUCUAUGAUCCGUUCAUAAAGAAACGCACCUUAUAAAAUAAUAGUCUAUAUAUCUGACUUUCUGUGAACAAACUUACUGUAACGUUUUUGUAUUAGCCUUCAAACUUGUUCUCCAACAUCUUUAUGAAGGGACACUGUGCUCAGACACACCAACCCUGGUGCUUGGGGUCCUUCCACUAUCUGUUGUGGUGUGUGAAUAUCAUGCCAAGGCUGAAUGGGGUCGACUAACCCCCAUCCCCGAAAGACAUAAAAGACUCUGAGUUAGUUGAUCAGUUGACUGACCGAAAGACCAAGAUGUCCAACGUUCGCUGGCUCCAGCUUUUCAAGGGCGAGAGUUUGCCGCUUUCUUCCGUUUUCUAUCAUUGAGUUUUAGACCGUUGGUCCGACGAAAAAAUCAAAUUCAACACAUCACUUUGGCAACAAUUAAGUAAAUAAUUAAACAAUUAAUCGGUUUUUAAAAAAUCAGCUGAUUAAUUGCUAAUACAAAUGAUUAAUAGCGGCAGCUGUCGUUCAUGCAUGAAAGAAAAGACAACUGGUACUGCUGUCUGGCUCGGUGCACAUGAUCUCAAAACAUUGCUUCUCAUUGGCAAAGGUUUGAAAUCUUCUCUACAUUGGGACAUGUUGUAGUGCCUGUUACCGUGGGUUAAACGACUAACGAGCAACUUAAGGCUUAAAAUUACGCUCAACAACAGAAAUGGUGAUGAACUUCUGGAUCCCGAGGAUCAAAUGGGGCGUCGGCGGCGUUGUGAUAAUGCAACAGGCUAAUCGCUGCCCUAGUGGUGGAACUGUGCCACGUUUAUCCAGUGGACAGAUUUAUGGCACAGUCUCUCUGCAGCCUUGAAGGGGGAAGGAGUUCAUUUGAUGUUGAAACCUCAUUCAGCCUUCUUGUACUGUGGUCUUUGCAAUUAAAGGCGUGAUUUAAAACCUCAGUGAGUAAAAAGCUUCUUGUUUUGAAGAUAAAAGAAAUGUUUGUCUGAUUCUCUCUGUGUUUAAUAAAGAAGCUGGUCUGCUUGUCUGUAUGUCGGUCCAGUUAGUGCCUGUCUAUACUAACAACUGUCCCUCUGUUGACAUCUGAUGUCCACUAACUAGCUAGGAAUUGGUCUUUGUCAUAUUAUCAUCUUCUGAAUCUUAUGCGUUUAAUAAAAAAUCUCAUCCACGUACUGUUUUGCCAAAGAGAGGAGGUGAAAAUUUAAACUGUGCACCUCUCCCAUGCUUUCUACUCAGCAAAAAUGUCUGUCUUUACCAAAUAUUUAAUUUGCUCGAGUGUUUACAGAGUCUUAAAAUAUUUUUUUCUUUUAAUUAGUGAAAAAAGUGAAGCCAAUACUCACUUAUUUCUAAUAAUUCUUAAGAUUUUGCUGCUUCCGGUUUCACUUUCCAGAUCCUGUGUUGUGUUUUUGACGUUCUGUAAGAAAAAUAUUUCAAGACGUAAUUGGAGACGAGUCAGGACGGACUUUUUUGCAUUGUAGAAAUGUUGUCCUUGCUGCAUAUAUCUGCUGUCUUUGCUGUCUCUCCCUCUCCUCUCUGUUCAUCUGUGACCUAACACUUGUCUUCCCCCUCAGCUUUGCCAACCCUCCUUUUUUCCAUCUCUGUUUUGAUGAAUUUAGAGACAAAAGUCGAGUGCAAACGACUGGAAGCUGCCAGUGUUUCUUCUUUCUGCACUAAAAUAAGUCCAAGGUAUGAGAGCCAUCGCUGCAGAGAUAGCACCCCAGUCACCCGUGGUCAAUAGCUCCUGCAUCAACUGAUGUUCUUCUAUUUUGAGGAGUGUUGUCGUGAGAGAAAAACAGUCUCAAUGUUGUACAGAGAAUUUCUGGAUAUGCAUGCUUUGAGGGCACCAAAAAGUGUCAAAUUGAUGACCUCAAAUGUAUGGUGAAUUUCUAAGGCUGAAGUAUGAAAUAAAUUUAUUCCGACAUUUUUGUUGUUUGUUAGUUUAUUUUAAUCCAGAAGGCUUUUGCAUUCUGAGAGACGAUUAG
Xiphias gladius (swordfish) is the source of this 4559-nucleotide messenger RNA. It is a transcript of the gene baiap2b, whose product is annotated as BAR/IMD domain containing adaptor protein 2b. Gene Ontology annotation, molecular function: cytoskeletal adaptor activity; protein binding. Bases 199 to 1827 code for a protein of 542 amino acids. Gene Ontology annotation, cellular component: nucleoplasm; cytosol. The record is from RefSeq and is a predicted model, not a curated record. NCBI's taxonomy places the organism in Eukaryota, Metazoa, Chordata, Actinopteri, Istiophoriformes, Xiphiidae. The transcript has 14 exons. Gene Ontology annotation, biological process: positive regulation of actin filament polymerization; actin filament bundle assembly; actin crosslink formation.